AUGAGAAUAUAUUCGACCAUUGUCUCAAUUGAAAUAUUAAACUCGUGCAAAACUUGUCAGAAAAUACACAAGUUAUGCAAACAAUGUUUAUAUCACCUUAUGAUUAUCGAUCCAGAAUCCAAUAUCUUUGCCAAUGAGUAUGGAACAACGGGUAAAACAUACAUCAAUAGCUCAUUCAAAUUGAAACGGUUUAUUGAAGUUUUCAACAAGACAUCAAUUAAUAGCAGCCAUGUUUACCCAAUUCAUUUCAAGAGUCUUUUUGAUUCAUUAGACAUAUACGACUACCAAUUAAAUUAAGAUUUGAUUCAGAUGCUCACUAAAUUCUAUAAUUUACAAAAUUUUAUUUGGUUAGAUUGAUAAUUUCCGCUUGAAGUAUUCAUACAAUUUGCCUGAAAAACAUUUUCUAACUACUUUAAUUCUCAAUUCUCAAUUUGAUAAUUAUUUGAAUGAGAUAUAUAAAGAUGUUAAAUUGGGGGAUCUUCAUAAAUUGAAUUUCCUCAGUUUAGUCAACAAAUUAAUCCAUUUUAUAAUGCAGUUAAACUACAUGUGAUUGUUGAUGAACUACUUAUCAAGGCCAAUAGUGUGAGUCGAGUGAGUGACAAGUUGCGAAUAUUCUCUUUUGCAGGGCAAAACCUAGUCACCAAAAUUGUUAAAAUUACAUUUUUGAAGAGUAUAUUGCGAUAUUUACCCAAUUGGGCAUCACUUUCACUCAAUGACACAAUUGUAUCUGCUGUUGAUGAUGAGAAUUUAUCCAAAAUGGUCGCUUUGUCAAAAUUGGGAUUUUCUCAGUUGAGACGAGUUACUGAAAUGGCAUGUGGCGAUCAUCAAAGUUCAUUUCUUGUUUGUCUUUCUUCUACACUACCUUGUCUACAUUAUUUAUCCUUAUAAAUUCAGGAACAGGGAGAUACAGUUGUUGAGUUCAGACUGAGCUUAUUGCCACAAUUAACCUCCCUCAAUAUUUUCAUAGGCACAGAGAGACCUAUUGAACUAGCUCACUUUGUCGCAAAACAUACUCACUUGAAGAAACUAUCAAGAGAGACAUACGCGUCUACAAAUGACGUAUUAUACAGUACACCCUUUGAAUUAUACCCCGCUUUAAUCUCGUCCAAUUUGAGUAGUCUUCGGAUAAACGACACUGCAAACACCCGAGGGUUUGUGUAGUUAAUAUCAUCACAACAACAACUCAGAUUCUUGGAAGUAAUUGAUGCAAAAGCUGGUGGUGCACCAAGUUUAGGUCUUGAAAUGGUUCAUCUGACUGUAUUUUACGGGUGGUUCAAAGUCCAACAUGUGGUGUUGCUCUACCUCAAUAAUAACCUGAAGAUUGAAUAUACUAGAACUAAUAAUUGUAUAUUCCAGUGUGAACUGGAUAGAACAGUGAAACCACGAGGCUAUUUGAAUGGUUGAUUUGAUGAGAAGAUGAAAGUGUGUUGCAUGGGGACUGUAACAAAUGUGCCAGGUGAUAGAUAA
This is a messenger RNA of Lodderomyces orthopsilosis Co 90-125, 1467 nucleotides long. The record is from the annotation of a RefSeq genome assembly. Lineage: Eukaryota; Fungi; Ascomycota; Pichiomycetes; Serinales; Debaryomycetaceae.